GCUUCAACUUCUGAGAGUGCUUAUCAGAUGAAUCAGGCAGCGGUCAAGAAGAAGAAUGCUAGUGCUGAUGUUGUUCAUGGGUGGUUAUAACUUUCAUAUGAUUUUUGUUUCUUGUUCUACACUUAUUUUACUCGGUUGUUGUUAUAUUUGCUUUAGUAACUAUAUGUAAAAACUUGAGGUCUGUUAGCUUGCAAGAACAUGGUACUUCAGGCUUAUCUAUUUUCUUUAGUGUCUUUCCCUUCUUCUUAAAUCUUAGUUUGUGAUAUUCUCUUUUUUAUGUUUUUUCUUUCUUCUACAUUACCAGUACUACGACGAAAAAGGUAUCAAGAAUGCCUGGUGGAGGACUACGCCAGUUCAGUGUUAUGGAUGUUGGAGAGUAAGGGCAGCACCACAUAUGCUGAGGUUGCCGAUGAAAUUAUAGAAGAGUUUGCCGCCACUCAGAGUAAUAAAGCAGGAUCCUUGGAUGAGUUCCACGAGAAGAAUGUUCGACGACGGGUAUAUGAUGCAUUAAAUGUACUUAUGGCAAUGGAUAUUAUUAUGUGGGAAAAGAAAGAAAUCAGGUGGAAGGGACUUUCUACUACACAAACAAAGGAUUUGGAAGAACUUAAGGCACUGCAUGUUCAUUUAAUGACAGGGAUUGCAAAGAAGGCAGCCUAUUUGAAAGAUUUAGAAGAACAAAUUGCAGGUCUCCAGAAUAUAAUCGAACGAAACCAGCAAAUGCUCAAGAACAAUAGUGCUCUCAAAGAAGGAUUUACCUUACCAUUUAUUCUGGUUCAAACUAGUUCCAAUGCUACUGUUGAAAUUGAGAUUUAUGAGGACAUGCAACUGGUACACCUUGACUUCAACAGUACACCAUUCUACUUGCAUGAUGAUGCUUACCUUCUGAAGUUAAUGCGGCACUACCAACAACCAGAAAGUAGAAAUAUUUCGCAAAGUCCUUCAAUUCAUUCAUCUUCAAGCUCUUGCAAGGCAUCUGGAGUCAGCAAACCUUUUCACUAGAAUUCUGAAAUAGACAGUUAGAAGAUGGUAAGUCAGGAAGAUGAAUAGAAUCACUAUAGCCCCUAACAAACACAAGUAAAAAUGAAUCCACGGUACAGUGUUAUUUAAUUAAAAAAGGUAUGUGAUUAUUUUGUAUCUCUUACGAGAUCUUUGGAUAUGGUUUUCAGCUAUGGUUUGGGGGGAAGGCUGGGGGCUUGUGUUUGGUUUUUUGAGGACCUAGUGGAGGAAAUGCGUAAAAUACUGAAAUGGUAUAAAAUUUUUUAAGUUUA
This is a messenger RNA of Durio zibethinus, 1268 nucleotides long. Its product is annotated as transcription factor-like protein DPA. Gene Ontology annotation, biological process: regulation of cell cycle; regulation of transcription by RNA polymerase II. Gene Ontology annotation, molecular function: RNA polymerase II transcription regulatory region sequence-specific DNA binding; DNA-binding transcription factor activity, RNA polymerase II-specific. The record is from RefSeq and is a predicted model, not a curated record. Lineage: Eukaryota; Viridiplantae; Streptophyta; Magnoliopsida; Malvales; Malvaceae. Gene Ontology annotation, cellular component: transcription regulator complex; nucleus.